Seriola dumerili (greater amberjack) is the source of this 1340-nucleotide messenger RNA. Its product is annotated as GTPase IMAP family member 4-like. Lineage: Eukaryota; Metazoa; Chordata; Actinopteri; Carangiformes; Carangidae. The transcript has 2 exons. Gene Ontology annotation, molecular function: GTP binding. The record is from RefSeq and is a predicted model, not a curated record. Bases 97 to 972 code for a protein of 291 amino acids.
AGACUAUAAAAGAGAAGAAAUGAAACUGAACUUAUUCACCAACUGAACUUCAGCAGCAACAAGACUCGAAACAUCCUCCGCCUGUAAAAGACAGAUAUGGCAUAUCUUCAGCUUGAGACAAAGGAACCAUCAGACUUUAGGAUUGUACUUGUUGGGAAAACUGGAGUCGGGAAGAGCGCAGCGGGAAACACCAUCUUAGGGAGGAAGGCUUUUGAAUCUAAGAUGUCUUCGUCCUCACUGACAACAACGUGUCAGAAGGAAACAGGAAAUGUUGCUGGUCGAAGACUGGCUGUUGUUGAUACUCCAGGUCUGUUUGACACAAGGAAAUCUAACAAGGAGGUGAGCAGAGAGAUCGCUAAAGCCAUCUCACUUGCUGCUCCUGGUCCUCAUGUGUUCCUGAUCGUGAUCCAGCUGAACAGAUUCACAAAAGAAGAACAAGAAACAGUGAAAAUCCUUCAGGAGAUGUUUGGAGAAAAGUUAAGAAACUACACUAUGGCCUUGUUCACCCAUGGAGACGACCUGAAGGAGGCGGGAGUCUCCAUAGAGACAUUCAUUAGUCAGAAUCAGCCUCUCCGUGACUUCAUCAGACAGUGUGAUGGAGGUUACCAUGUAUUCAACAACACACACAUGGAUCUCCAUCAAGUUACUGAGCUGGUGACAAAGAUCAACAUUAUUGUUCAGAUAAAUGGAGGAAGCUGCUACACCAAUGAAAUGUUCCAAGCAGCUGAGAGAGCCAUAAGAGAAGAAAUGGAACAUCUGAAGAGAGAAAAUCCAGAUAUUGCUUGCGCAAAAACAAGAAGACAGGCAGAGGAAGACAAUUCGUUUCUUAAGGCGGUUCUAAUGGGCGCUGGUACUGGAGCUGCUGCUGGAGCUGCUGUUGGAGCUGAUGUUGGAGCUGCAGUGGGAGCUGCAGUGGGAGCUGUAGCAGGAGCUGCAGCUGUGGUAGUGAAGAAGGCCUGCAUCAUACAGUGAUAUUCAAUAUUAAUGAUCUAUUAGCUGCAGCUCAUAACAGGGAAUCGUCAUGGUAACAGUUUAAUCUUUUAUUUGAUCACGUUUAUUUUUUCUGCUUUUCAUAGAUCAUGAGUAUCUUCAUUAAUCAUUAUUGAUUAUUCAUCAUGUCAUUAAUGGGACACUUUCUAACUCUUUGAUGUAAAACAAUCUACAUGUCAUACUGUGUAAUAGAAGCUGUAACAGACUCCAGACACUCUGCACUUGUUUUAUUGAAUUAUGCAUUAAUCAAAAAGAGGAAACAAAUGUUUUAAUAAAGUUAGGUUAUUAUAGGUUAGAUCAGGUGAUGUGAAGAAUGAAGUGAGGUGCUGGUUCAUAUAUCCCCAUGUGAU